Messenger RNA from Effrenium voratum, 1404 nucleotides. The record is from the annotation of a GenBank genome assembly. NCBI's taxonomy places the organism in Eukaryota, Dinophyceae, Suessiales, Symbiodiniaceae.
AUGGAGUCUCCGGGCAUUGUCAUCAGUGCCUCUGAGCUGCGCCGGAUCCGCGAAGGCAUCGGCGCAGCUGGCCCGGAUGCCGAAGCCACGCAGCUGACGAAGACUCGGGCGCAGCUGCUCCAUGAAAAGUCGCAGGCUCGGGCGAAGACCUGGAGCAACACCUUAGAGGGCAGCCGCCGAAAGAAGGCGGAGGAGAAGAGGAAGAAGUUUGAAAUGGAAGAGCUGGAGCGGCAGAAGGUGGACGCGGAGGAGGCCAAGAUCCAGCUGGACCAGCGGCGGGCCACCAUUGACCGCGCCAACAAGUUGCUGUACGAGGAGUCCGAUCGCAUCAAGUCCUUCCAUAGUAAGAUGAUGCUUUGCGAUGUGAUUGCCGAGCGGGAGGCGCAGACGUCCCUGAAGGGUGAGCUGAAAAAGCUCGAGCAGAUCCGUGAGGAUCGAUUUCUGGAGAUGGAGAAGCAGAACUACAGAAAGAUGCUGGAGCGCGAGAUGAAGGAGAAGGAGACCAAGGAGGAGCUCUCCAAGAUCGCGGCCCGUGCCCAGAAGGAGCAGCUGUCUGAGUACAAGGAGAAGCGUUUCCAAGAGGUGGAGGACGCCAUGCUGGAGGGCGAGCUGCUGCGUCGCAAGGCCCUUGAGGAUCUGGAGGCGGAGAGGGAAGCGGAGCAGAAGCGCCGGGGGAUGGCCGUCAAGGCGCAGAAGGAGACGCAGAAGGCCAACGCAUACCUCAAGCAGAUCAAGGCUGAGGAUAUGCUGCGGCAGCAGAAGGAGGAGGAAAAGAUUCAGGAGUAUGCUGCACGCAAAGAGAAGAUGAUGCAGCUGCGCAAGCAGAAGGAGGAGGAGGUCUUCCAGCAGAAGCAGGCGGCGCGCAAUGCCAUGAUCGACGCACAGGCCAAACGCCUGGCGGAGAUGCAGGACAACGAGGACGCGCGCGUGGAGGGCCAGGUGAAGGCGAAGGAGGCGGAUGAUGAGAGAAAGCGGCUGGCGAAGCUUGAUAUGAUGGCCAGGUGGGAGGAGGACAUCCAGAAGAGUCGCCAGGCCCAGAUUCAGCGCAAGCAGAACGCCCGCUCCAGGGAGAAGGCGGAGGACGCGGAGACGGCAAAGUUCCUCUCGGAGUGGUGCCGGGUGCUGGACAAACAGGAGCAGGAGGAGAACCACCUCAAGGACCAGGCGGCUCGGAAGCUGGCCGAGGAGCACCAGAAGCAGGUGGAGCUCCAGAGGAGGAAGAAGAACGAGGAUAAGGAUGGCGACAAGGUCGUGGCGGCACAUGCCAAGAAGGUGAUCGAGGCAGACACGUUGGAGUUCCAUGCCUACGCAGAGAAAGUCAUCCGGGAGUACUCCUCGGAGGGAAAGAAUGUCAUCCCUCUCAUCAAGGAGCUGCGCGACUUCCGGAAGCGGGUGUCGGAGUGA